Messenger RNA from Cantharellus anzutake, 1299 nucleotides. RefSeq lists its product as uncharacterized. The transcript has 4 exons. Lineage: Eukaryota; Fungi; Basidiomycota; Agaricomycetes; Cantharellales; Hydnaceae. Gene Ontology annotation, molecular function: zinc ion binding; DNA-binding transcription factor activity, RNA polymerase II-specific. Gene Ontology annotation, biological process: regulation of DNA-templated transcription. The record is from RefSeq and is a predicted model, not a curated record. Bases 240 to 947 code for a protein of 235 amino acids.
AAGUGGCCGUGCUGCGCGGCUUCUCUGACCUGUUUUCUUGCCAUUAUUGUAAGAUUGGGUAGGAGGGUUGCUCCAGGUACCGCAUUGGUGUGUGUUUGCGUUUUUGCACUGUUGAGUGAUGCAUCCCUACCCUCAUGUAAACCACCCGGUUGCCUGCAGCUAUGGGAGGGAAGAUAUAAAUUCCUCGGUAGUCCAGAAUUCUUUCCACCUCUCGCCCUCAAGUCCCCCCCAGAUUUAUCAUGUCAUCAGCCCGCAUAGCAACCACCGCUACACGGAAAAGGAGCACGACAGGGUGCCUAGUGUGCCGCCUGAGGGGCAAGAGAUGCGUACGCCCUUCCGGAAGUCCUGUCUGCUCCGACUGCAACUACUUUCGAAUUCAAUGUCAUGGACGGGUGGGGUCAAUCCCGUCUAGGAUGAGGAAUCAUUACGCCUGUCAGGCCGCUCGCGAGGAGAUCCACGACGCUAUUAGCAGUGCAAAGUCCCGCAUCUACCACCAUACAUUACCUGCAACCGAGAAGUUUUCGGGUUUGUUGGAACGGGCGAUGUUGAGCCGGUUGAAUACCCGGGCCACUCCGUCACCCCAAUAUCGGGCAGCCUCACCUCAGCACCGGGUUCGGCCGAGUGAUACAUCGACUCCUGCAACCUCCCCCAUUAGCAGCUCUGGAACAAUGGACUCGGCUCACUCUGAGCUUAUCCCCGGAUUCACAUCAUUCCCCUUACUUCCGCCGUAUGUCUCAAGUCCCGCCCCCGAUUUCGACCUGCUACCUGGGUCCUCAACCUCUUCAAUGGCUAGCGACCAGAGCAUGAACUGGCUGGAAUGCGAUGGCCAACCGCCGAUACCCACAUAUCUUGAUUCGUCGUUGCCCCAGCAAGACAUUCAUGUGAUCAUCGAGAGCUUGAGACCAUUCCUGUGGAAAUACGGGUACGAGCUCGUUCCUUUCAGGUGAUAACGUUGUCGUGAGGGUGUUGUGCCGCUACACCAUUAGAGAAUCAUUCUGCUACUGGGUAGUCGAUUUUCUCGUGAUGUUGUAUACAUCGUAGUGCUAAUGAUGUAUAUGUUGUGGUUGGCGCAAAGUGUUAUGAAUUACCUGAUUCUCCUUGCCCUUAACCCGAACGGUUGCAGGCAAACCCUCGAUCUCAUAUCCUGGCUUGGAGAACAUCAUUUCCGCCAGCGAAAGAGGCUCUUGUAGUCUGUACAUGGAGACGUACGCCGUACUAGAUGACUAGGGAGACAAAUCAACGAUUACAUAUAGGGAGACGGAGUAGGAUGGCCGCUGGCGUUGUCGGGUGGUCUGGGAC